Trichoderma gamsii is the source of this 2265-nucleotide messenger RNA. Its product is annotated as NACHT domain-containing protein. The transcript has 8 exons. The record is from RefSeq and is a predicted model, not a curated record. NCBI's taxonomy places the organism in Eukaryota, Fungi, Ascomycota, Sordariomycetes, Hypocreales, Hypocreaceae. The coding region runs from base 1 to 2265 and encodes 754 amino acids.
AUGGCUAGUGAUGGGACAGGUGCGCCUUUAGCAGCAGCUUUGAACAUCAAAGAAGCUGCUGAACGGCUCCGAGAUUCCCUGAGCUCAGACGACCAGAAACAAAUUGAGAAUACGAUAAAGGUACAGGAUGUGAUUGACUCAUUGCUCAAGAUCCAAAAAGAGCUCCAACAGAGGCGGGAGAACCGAAACCUACGCAAAUUAUAUCCUUUCUUACAGGGGUUAGAACGUUAUUCGGGGGUCAUUGAUACGCUUAGCAAUGGCUUGAGCCCUUACUUGCCUUGGAUAUGGGCACCCAUCAAGCUGAUGCUCCAAAUUACAUCGAACUAUUUAGACUCGUUUGACAAGCUAAUCGAUGCAUAUGGGCGCAUUGCUGAGACCCUUCCUCGCUUGAACAAUUUGGGUGACGCAUUCAAAGAUAAUCCGACACUCCUUACUAAACUAUCCCUAUAUUAUGUCGAUAUACUCGAGUUCCACCGCCGAGCUUACAAGUUUGUCAGAAGACGAUCAUGGCGGUUUUUCUUUAUGACCACUUGGGCCAACUUUGACAUCCGCUUCAACUCCAUGCUGGCAGCCAUGACUAGACAUAGCGACGCAAUAGAUCAAGAGGCAACCACUAUCGACAUAAUUGAGUCCAAACUCUGGCGAGAAAAAUUAGCAUCACAGGUAGCUAUAAGGGAGAAGGAUAGGAGUGACAGGCAGCGACAAUCUGUCAUUGCCUGGCUUACUCUAGACCACAUUCCACAGGAUGAUAAUCGCGAGAGAGUGCUAAGAGACUGCCUACCUGGGAGCUGCGAUUGGGUAUCAAAGCACCCCCAAGUAAUAUCUUGGAUGAAGAACGAUUCCAAAAUGCCAGUGCUCUGGCUUCACGGCAAGCCGGGUGCAGACACCAACCCUGAUCUUAUCACCAUGGCCUUUACAGGAUUCGUUGAGAAGCACCGUGAACCAUCUCUCAAAGUUCUUCGGGCUAUGCUCGUGGGUUCUGAAGAAAAGCAAGGCUUACUCUACGGGAUCCCGGCCUGCCGCAUUCUCAUCGAUGGUCUCGAUGAGUGUGACCCGAAAGAGCAAAAAUUCAUCGUCGAUGAUCUCCUCCAACUAGUUCGUGAUGUGCCCGAAAUAUCCCGCGUCUUGCAGAAGAAGCAGAGAAAUGCCGGUAUAAUUUCCUUAUCCAGCGAAAAGGACUCUGUGAAUCAAACAAUUCAGGAAUUUGUGGAGAGUCGGCUACGAGAACUAGUAGACGAAAAAGAAUCGCUUCAAAUUGGAGAAAAAUUCGCGGAAGAGAUUGUGAGGAUUAUUAUCGACAAGGCAGAUGGUAUGUUUCUCUGGGCAAGAUUGGUCCUUGAUUCCCUUUCAGACGUAGAUAGCGUGAAAGAGCUUCACGAUGCUAUCACGGUCAUGCCGAGAGAGCUUCCCGAACUUUAUUCUAGAAUCCUAGAGACAAUCUGCCCAGCAUCCAGCGAUGGCAAGAUGCACAAAGUGAUGAGGAUACUAGCGUGGCUUGUGUUUGCCAAGCGCCCUCUUAAGCACCACGAAGUCCUCCAUGGAGUAGGCAUCACUCCUGAAACACCGGUACUAGACAAGUGGAACGCAUUGGAUAAAAGCGCUAUCGAUAAAUGCAAGCCGCUCGUGGAAGAGCUUCCAGAUGGUAGCAUUGCACUGAUACACUUUACCGCACAGGAAUUUCUGCAACGAGACUUGUCAACACGGCGUGUUAACUCUGCUGCCUGGGAAGAGCUCAUUGCAUUCGCUUGUGUGACCGUCAUCAAGGAUAGCCUAUGUCUUCUCGAUCCAGAGCUUCCUCGGCUCAAUCAUCUUCUCCACGUCCUCAGCGGCGCACAUGCACUUUUGCCAUACGCAAUACACUUUUGGCUUGAUCACGUCUUGGAAUACGCAAAUGUUGAAAAUCUGCUCCCGGAGUCAGAAUUGGGGCAGGCUCUGAGCUCUUUCAAAUUACUUCAUGACGGUUUAUACUCAAAAUUGAAACCGAGCGCCAUAAGCCAAGAUAGCAUGUCCAGCGCCGUGAUAUCGACAGACAUUCGGCUAGAGGCAUUGUCCCAUCUAACAGUAUAUUCACUGUGUACUUCUAUUGUCGGAUUUCGGAGAGACUGCGCGAGCAGGUCUUCCAGCAAUGGCAAAGGCAAGUGUGGAUUCACCAUGCUCUAUUCCUACACCUUUGGUCUCUAUGGAGAUAUUUAUAGACGCUAUCGCAUAUUUAAGAGAAAGCUAGCUAACUCCUGCCUCUUGCAGAGUUUGAAGAGUUUACCGUAG